Messenger RNA from Periophthalmus magnuspinnatus, 2008 nucleotides. RefSeq names its product ADP-ribosylation factor-like 4ab (gene arl4ab). Gene Ontology annotation, biological process: vesicle-mediated transport; intracellular protein transport. The coding region runs from base 200 to 805 and encodes 201 amino acids. The record is from RefSeq and is a predicted model, not a curated record. The transcript is spliced from 2 exons. Gene Ontology annotation, cellular component: cytoplasm. NCBI's taxonomy places the organism in Eukaryota, Metazoa, Chordata, Actinopteri, Gobiiformes, Gobiidae. Gene Ontology annotation, molecular function: GTPase activity; GTP binding.
UAGUAGGAGCUGGUGCGCUCAGAAGCUCAUGCGCUGUGGACCUGGAGACACGGGAGACUGGUGCUUAUUGUGAACUGUUCAGUAAUACACGGAUUUGUUUUUCAUUUUUCCAAUUUCAGCAGAUUCGAAAAGGCCCCUGCUGUGAAGAAUACCAAAAGUCUACUUGACUAGUAAGCGACGACUUCCUGCUUUGGACAGGAUGGGGAACGGUAUAUCAGAUCAGCCUGCGAUCUUCUCCUGCCUGCCAUCUUUUCAAUCAUUCCACAUCGUCAUCCUUGGAUUGGACUGCGCUGGGAAGACUACAGUUCUGUACCGAUUACGUUUUAAUGAAUUUGUGAACACUGUUCCGACUAAGGGUUUCAAUACGGAGAAGAUGAAAAUAUCGCUAGGAAAUAAAAGGCGUACAGCUUCUUUCCACUUUUGGGAUGUCGGUGGACAAGAAAAACUACGUCCACUUUGGAGAUCGUACACACGGUGCGCCGAUGGGAUUAUUUUUGUGGUGGAUUCAGUUGACACGGAACGCAUUGAGGAAGCUAAAACAGAACUGCACAAAAUCACUAGACUAGCGGAGAACCAAGGAGUGCCCGUGCUGGUGGUGGCUAACAAACAAGACUUGAGGAACUCGCUAACGCUAGCUGAAAUGGAGAGUAUGCUAGCUUUGGGUGAGCUUAGCAUGGCGACGCCUUGGCACCUACAGCCGGCGUGUGCAAUAAUCGGUGAGGGGCUCCAAGAGGGGUUAGAGAAGCUUCACGCCAUGAUUAUGAAGAGAAGGAAGAUGUUGCGGCAGCAGAAGAGAAAAAGAUGAAAAUUUAGCAGUUACUUGAUGGAAUAUAAGAAAGCAUUGUGUUUGCUGCUGAAGGGACGCAAUGAAGUGGUCAUAGUCAAAAGCUCUCCAAAGUGGGGUUGGAAGAUUGACCUGUUGGGCACAAGCAGGACUGACAUGGUCUGAUGAACUGGAUGGAGGCAAUCUAAGCACACUACUGUGAGCCUCUAAGAACAUGUGAAGUCAACUAAGUUUAAAGAUGGACUCUGUUACUACUCUAUGUGCUGCUUCUAUGUUCUGAAAUCACCAAAGUGUUCUAUGCCUUUUGAGCAGACUGAUCUAGACUGUUGGUGUAGUGACAGUAUAGUGUUAUGUGUCCAUGUUGCACAGUGAGAGUUUGGACUCUAUGUUUACACCAAUGCUAACGCUAAUGAUCCACUGGAAACAGAAAGCACAUGUCCUUAAACACUGUUUAAAUUGAGAAUGGAGAUACCAGACUUUGUGUGGAGAGUGGGCAGCUGUUGAAUCCAAGAGGGAGGCAGCAGGACCUGAAUGGGAAGGACCACUGGGUCUGAAGGUGCCCAGUGCAGUGCAAUGACACUGGGUCCUUGACCCUUUUACAUGAGCCGGUGAACGUGGACUAUCAGUAUUAUUUGCACAAUAAAAUGUUAUGACAAUCUGCCAGCUAACAUGCAAAUUACUAAAUAAGGAAUAUAGUUUAGUUGUUCAAAUUGAGCUGCUACAAAAGGGUUUAAGGCCUAUCACCAAAUUGAUUUGGCACUUAGGAACUUCUUUCACUAAGAACAAUCUUUGUUAGUUUGCUGCUGUUGAGUACAGUGCACCUUAAGCAAGUUGAUAAAGUAUCUCCAUGUAUAAUUAGCACAUAGUUUGUAGUUGUUUUCCUUCAGCUCUAAGUUAGCUAACAGCUGUGAUUAGUCUUGUGUAAUGUGUGAGUGGCAGCAGCAGCUGUCCCAGCAGGCUCUCCCUACUGUUACACUGUUACCUGCGCACACUCACAUGCUGCAGGCCUCUCAAUGCACUUUAGCCCCUUAUCCUGCAAUAGACAACAGUGGAGACUCUGGAUCUAAUGAAGUCAAUACUGAAGAAGCACAUUAUAAUGUAUAUCCACUGUCAUAUGAGCUGGAUACUGUUGAUGAUGUUUUGCUCUCACUUUUUUUUAGCAAAGUCAUUCUAUUUAUGUGUUGAUCCUCUGUUCACCCGAAUAAAUCUGAGUAAAUGAUGAUA